Molecule: messenger RNA, 2745 nt
Organism: Leishmania mexicana MHOM/GT/2001/U1103
Lineage: Eukaryota; Euglenozoa; Kinetoplastea; Trypanosomatida; Trypanosomatidae
Exons: 1
Coding region: 1-2745 (914 amino acids)
Source: RefSeq, a predicted model, not a curated record
AUGUCUGCUAGCGCUGAUGCCGGCCCGCCCGCUGCCACGGUACGGCAGCUCCGCCUUCGCGGCGGCCAAGACACCGACAACAGUGACAGCGAGGAGGAAAAAGGCGGAGCGGCCCCGAGGUGGCGUGGUGGCGCGAGUGCAGGCGCGACGGCGGGGACUCGUCCUACGGAUGCGCCGCAGGGGACGUCGUUGCCGACCGCUGCGGCCGCCACCUCCGCAUCACUGCCUCCACGGGCAGGGUCCUCGAGCUCGUUGGAGCUGUUCACAUCAUCCUCGUCGAGGUCCUCAUCACCGGCUCGCUCUGAGCUGCCCCCAGGCCUCAUGAAGUCAACGGCAGCCCCCGCCACCGCCGCGCUCAAGGACCUGCAGGGUGAGAAGCUGAGUGGCAGCAGAAGGAAUAACGGCAGGGUCAGCGACACCCAUCAACGGGGCCGCGGCGUAGGCAACCGCGAGCGCGGCGGCGGCGACACUGCGCCGGCCAGACAGCAAGUGUGGAGUGCUGGCUCGCCUGUGGGGGCAUUAUUGACCCCGACGAGUAUGCAUUCGGCGGUGGAGGAGGACAGGCAGACCGUGCCAGGCAAAGCGACUGCUGGCGAGGCUGCUGUGGUGGUAGAGGUGUCCCCAAUGCCAUCGCCGGCCACCUCCGCCUCACUGGCAUUUCACACGGCUGCGGUGCAGCCGCGAUCGGCUGCGCCAGGCCUCUUCAAAGGAAAGGAGGCGUCGCCACCGACAGCAAUCAAAGGCGCCGCCUUUACCACCUUUCCCACCGCUUUCUCAGCUGACGCUGCAGGCGAGAUGUCGCGGCCUGCGGCGUUCGCCCCCGCCACGACCGUGCCGAGUUCUCCGGCCCUGCCAAGCACAACUAGCAUAGGUUCGCUCCGAACUGAUGCCAUCCCCAUCGUCGAGGCCGCCGUUGCCGCCGUUUAUACGGGCGGUCCCAGUGAAGCGGUACAAGAGUCUUCCCGGACGAGUGUUGGUUCCGCGGCAUCACCGAUGGGGGCCCUCAAGGCUCCUCUGGCGGCGCAGAGCUCAUCGUCUUCCUUGGAUGGUGAUCCUGUCGUACUAGCACCCGUGCAGAUUGCCAGACCGACGAGCACCGGACGCCCUUCCAGUGACGCGGCCACUGCCACACUGGGUCUUUCCAUACGUAAACUUACCGUGCCGUUCACCACCGCGGCGGAGGUGGACACGUUACCAUCUUCCUCGUCUUCGCGGCAGCUUCUACCAUCUACCACGCGGCCGUCUACUGCUGCCGCUGCUUCUGCUGCUGCUGGGCGGACUGCGACUCCAGCGGCAGCCUCCACUGCUUCGUCAUCCGCCUUCACCGCAGUGCCCGACGGCAGAAGCAGCGCUUUGGGUACUGGCAGUCCUAUGCUGUCCGACCCGGGCAGUGUCGUGUACAAUCGUGUGAGUGCGCAAGGUCGCGGCUCCGUGCCGUUGAACGUACUCGAGGGCCCGUCGCGGCCCAAGUGGUGCGGCCUGCCGGGCGAGCAUACGGCAUCCCCCUCCCCUGCCACUGUGGCGGCACAGUCCGCGGCUAUCUCAGCAGCGCCUCCCCCACCACCUGGGCCUGUUGUCUCGACGCAGGCUGCCCACGCAGCGGAGCCAACGCCAGCGGCGGCGCGUGCCAGCGCGUUCUCCACGUCGCAGCCGUCUGUAAACCUGCUUACUCGGCCGCACCGGCAAGCGCCCCGGCAGCCGGGAGCGACUCACACGUCUGCUGUCCUCUCCCUCAUUGAAGACGACGAUGAACGGCCACGGUGUAGCUCCCCUCCGGCCUCGAGUACCCCAUCAACAGGGAGAAACAGGGCAGAGACAGGGCAACCAAAGACCGUGAGUGUGCAGGCCCGCAGCCCCCCGUCGUCGUCCACCGCGUCACCACCUUCGCCACCCACAGGGCGUGACGCUUCUUCCGCGGACGGCGCGACGUCGCCUCUCCUGUCGCGGUCUGCCACCGUGACUGCAGCUCAGAGGCAGCGGGAGGCAGCUUUGGUGAUCUACGAUGAUCGCGUGCCCCCUGAAAGACGGCGGGCAAAGCGCCAGGCGGGGCCCAUGACCGGCCAAACAGCUGCGAUGACUCUCACAGACCCUAUGUCGGUGUGUGUGCUGCGCGGACUACGGACGGACGACCGGCAGGAUGGAAACAGGGAAGGCCCACUGACGUGUCGUCCCAUCUUGCGCAUUGUUGGUGCUGGAUGGCGCAGGAGUCCUGUCGACUGGGCUUAUGGAAAGCCCCCGCUCGAUCGCAGAGCCGCCGAGGAUGACGAUUGUGAAGGUGUAGACGACAGCGACAACGCUACUCGUGGUAGGCUUGAUCACUCUGCUGCAAUACACGGCUUCUCCAGUGUACCCACUGGGCACGACCAAUAUCCUGUGCGGAGCUCCGGCGAGGACCGAUCAGCGAAGCUAACGAUGCAUUCCGCAAACAACUACACGGUGCAGCGACUCUUUAGCGCGACUCAGCCGCAGCAGCCGCAGCACAAGGCGCGCGCCGGCUCCUACGUCUCCGGCACUGGUCACGGUGAAUCGGUGCCAUGUGUAGUGAUGCGCCUCGAACGGCAGGGCGCGCGGACAGCAAGUGACGUUCAUGCCACUCACGGGGACGUCAGUAGCGGAGGACCGUCAUCCGCAAAUCUCCCACCCGCUGCGGCAUCGAGAAGGGCCGCGGUGUCGCCUCUCACCGAUGAGUCCGUGAAUGUCGACUUGCUCAACUACCGCCGCUCUCGACGAAAGCAGCAGCGCUGA